AUGAGCAGGACAUUGUUCUCUCCGCCGUCGUUCCGGCUCAGACUCUGGCAGUGUGGUUUUAACCCGACAGUGUUCGUAAUCAUCCCCUCACAAACUUUUAUUUUGAAGGCCAUAGCAAUCAAUCUAACUUCCUGCCCCUCCCCCUCUUUGUUUCUGUCCAAUCAGGAGAAGCGGAUCGGCUCGCUGGACGCGGCGAACUCCCGGCUGAUGGCGGCGCUGACGCAGGUGAAGGAGCGUUACAGCGCCCCCAACAUCCGCAACGGCCUGUCGCCAAGCAACCCCACCAAACUGUCCAUCACUGAGAACGGAGAGUUCAAGAACAGCAGCUGCUGAUUGGCUGACAGCGGAGCGGAGACUCCGCCCCCGAGCUGAGGGCUCUUAAAGAGACAGAACUGAUGAAUGGAUGUAGAGUGUAAAUACUGAAGGUUGUACAGAGAGGAGGAGGAGGAGGAGGAGUCACAGAAGCACAGCGAGGAAGAAGAAACCAACCAAAAACACAAUCUGAACGUUUUCUAACUUUUUUAAGGUUUUUAUUUCAAGCUUCUAGUUUUUGUUGAGGAGUUUGAAGCUUUGGUUUUCUUUUUAAUUUCCCCCUUUGACGUUUCUGACUGAAUUUAGUUUUCUUUUUUUAUUUUUACCCGAUGCAUUGAUUCGGGUUUUUAAUUUAUUCCUCUUUGUUCUCGACCCCUUUGCUGAUCUACUGAACAGACCUGUGAAGGGUAGGGGUCAAAGGUCGCACCUGUCUGCUGUCCCACGUUGAGAAUAAAACUGUCUGAAAGCAGCACUGUCCUUUGUCAUGCUUCAGGGAACCACCUCUUCUAUGCAGCAGUCUGUUUGGACCGGACGGCAUAUUGGGACAAGAUUCUGACCCGAUCCAUCUGGUUCCUGUCGUCUUCAAACCGGUUAGAACAGUUUGGAACAUUUCCUUUUCAGAACACGUUCACAACUUUUAAAAUGUUUUUGUUUAUCGUGAAGCAAAUGGAACAAAAUAAACCUUUAGCGUCCAGAACCGUUUACGGUAC
Cyprinodon variegatus (sheepshead minnow) is the source of this 1022-nucleotide messenger RNA. RefSeq names its product ras GTPase-activating protein nGAP-like. The record is from RefSeq and is a predicted model, not a curated record. The transcript has 2 exons. Bases 1 to 333 code for a protein of 110 amino acids. NCBI's taxonomy places the organism in Eukaryota, Metazoa, Chordata, Actinopteri, Cyprinodontiformes, Cyprinodontidae.